Molecule: messenger RNA, 4065 nt
Organism: Cinclus cinclus
Lineage: Eukaryota; Metazoa; Chordata; Aves; Passeriformes; Cinclidae
Gene: NACAD
Product: NAC alpha domain containing
Exons: 9
Coding region: 1-4065 (1354 amino acids)
Biological process (GO): protein targeting to membrane
Cellular component (GO): cytoplasm; nascent polypeptide-associated complex
Source: RefSeq, a predicted model, not a curated record
AUGAGGAGGGAGCGGGAAGAAUGGAAGCGCAGCGAUGGAUGGGGGGUGCGGGGUGGAGCCCCCCCGCCGAUGCCCGUGACCCCCCCGCCGAUGCCGGCCAAGGAGGAGGCUCGCCCCCCGCCCGAGGGGGCCAGCUGUGACCCCGGCCCCGCCGCCGCCGCCCCCCCCGGCUCUCCGUGCCGGCCGCCGCCGCCCGCGGACCCGCUGGACACCCGCAUCGUGAUGGGGGAGGAGACGCGCUGCCCCCCCCCCGCGCCCCCCAAGGAGCCGCCCCCGAGCCGCCCUCCCGCUCUGGACCCCGAGCUGUUCUUCACGGCCCCCUCGACCCCGGUGCGGGCGGGGGGGGCGCGGCCGCCGCCCCCCGAGGAGCCGGGGGACGGGGACAGGGACAGCGAGGGGCUGUGCUCGCCGCCCACCUCCCCCUCGGGCUCCUACAUGACGGCGGAGGGCGGCAGCUGGGGCUCCUCGGGCACCGCCAGCACCUCCCCGUCCUGCUCCCCCAACCUGGCGGCUGAGGCCGAAGGCCUGGGCGAGGCUGAGGGCGAGGCCGAAGGUUUGGGGGGGGUCCUGGCGCUGCCCCCCGGCCUGGGGGACCCCCCGGCCUUCCCUCCGCUGUCCCCCGAGGAGGACGAUGAUGAUGACGAGGAGGGUCCCUUCGCCCCGCCGGGCUGUGCGGAUGAUGAGGAUGAGGAUGAUGACGAGGAGGAGGACGGGCAGACCCCGGAGGAGGAGGAUGAGGACGAGGGCUCGGGGCUGAUCCCGGCGGCGUUGCUCCCGUUCCGUGGUAGUCUCCUCUUCCAGGCCGAGGCCGUGGAGAUCUCACCCCGGGUCCCCGCCGAGGAGGAGGAAGAUGAAGGCAGCACCUCGGCGUCCUUCCUGCGCUCGCUGUCCGAGAGCUCCAUCCCCGAGGGCGGGGACGAGGCCUUUGCCUUCCGCGACGACACCGACGCCUCCUCGGACUCGGCCGCCUACGACGGGGACGAGGACGAGCGGCUCUACGGGACAGAGCGGCACGCGGGGGACACGGGGACGCCCCCGGGGACGCCCCCGGCACCCCCCGGCCCUGCCGGUGUCGAGCUCCAUCUCCGUGCCGGGUCCCCAUGUCACCACCCUGGCCAGGACACUGCUCCGGGGUCCCUGGGGACACCCCCUGGAGGGGACGUGGAGCUGGAUGGCGAUGCCUUUGUCACCACCACAGGGACGUGGUCCCCGCCGGAGCCCCCCGAGGAGGUUGCAGCGACAGAAGGUUCUGCACUGGUGCUGGGACAGGGACCUUGCCCAGAGCUGGCAGUGACCGACCCUGUUCCCUCGCCCCCCGUGCUCUGUGCCGGGGACCCCCAGAGCCGCCAGCUGGGGGGGAGCAAUGGGGAGCCCCAGGACAUGCCUGGGGGUGACAGUGAUGGUGACAAUGACCUUGAGCUCAGCACUGGGAUAGUGGGGAGUGCUGAUGGCCACAGCGAGCUGGACACUGCAGCCACUGGCUUGGGGACAUCAGUGACACCAACCCCCCUGGAUGAAAUGGCCGGUGAUGCGGUGACACCCAGCCUGAUGGACUCAGUGGACACUGACCUGGUGACACCAGUGAUACCAACCCCACUGGACGCGAUGGACACCGCAGCCACCAGCCCAGCGACAGCCAGCCCACCUGAUGAGCUGGACACUGUGGCCACGGACAUGGUGACACCAGGGACACCAACCCCACUGGAUGAGCCGGACACUGCAGACACUGCUCUGGUGACACUGGGGACACCAACACCACCGAAUGAGCCGGACACUGCUCUGGUGACACCCAGCCUGAUGGACAUCACAGCCAGCAGCCUGGUGGCACCCAGCCCGUCAGGUGCUGCAGCUGCUGAUGUCAUGACAUUGGUGACACCCAGCCCCCCUGAUGAGCCAGACACUAUGGCCACCAGCCUGGUGACAUCAGUGACAAGAAGCCCACCAGAUGAGCUGGAUACUGUGGCCACUGACCUGGUGGCACCAAUCCCGCUGGUGACACCCAGCUCCCCAGAUGAGCCUGACACUACAGCCACCAGCCUGGUGACACCAAGCCCACCACAUGAGCUGGAUAUCACGGCCACUGACCUGGUGACACUGGGGACACCCAACCUGCUGGACAAGAUGGAAGUUGUGGACAGUGUCCUGGUGACACCAGUGACAUCCACCCUGAAGGAUGCUGUGGCCAUUGACUUGGUGGCAUCAGUGAUGCCCACCCUAGUGGCCACUACAGCCACCAGCCUGGUGACAUCAGUGCCACCACACCCCCUGGAUGAGAGGAACACUACGGCCAUCGAUCUGGUGACAUCAGUGACACCUGCCCUGAUGGACACCCCGGACACUGCCCCAGUGACCCCGAGCGUGAUGGGCACCCCAGACACCAAACCGGUGACAUCGGUGACACCAACCCCCUGCGAUGAGACAGCUGCUGUGACCACUGACCCGGUGACCUCCAGCCCCCUGGCCGCUGUCCCUGCCCCGUGUUCCCCUCCCCGGGCCAUGUCCCCCGUGGUGCUGGCAGCCGGGGUGGCCCCAUCUGAGUCCCCAGCUGUCCCCCUGUGUCCCCUGACACAGGAGAUGUUGUCACAGCCGCCUGGGGAUGUCCCUGAAGAGAGGGGCGACACGGCCACCGCCUCGGCCCAGGAUUUGUCCCCGGAGCUGCGGGACACGUCGCACCCCCGCACCGACUCCGGCUUUGUCACCGCCCCCGAGAGCAGCGCCGGAGAGCCCGAGGAGGAGGAAGAAGAGCAUGAGGAUGCGGCCCCCGCGCCCCCCUCGCCGCAGUUCACGGCCUCGGAGCGGGAGGUGUUUGUGGGGACACCCCCGGCCCCCCCCGAACUGCUCCCACCACCCGGUGCCUUUUCGGGGCGUGGGGCCGGGCCGGGUGGGGACCUGCCCCCCACCCUGCAGGAGCCCCCCAGCCCCCGGCCGGGCCCUGAGCCCCCCGGCCACGCUGCAAGCGGCACCGAUGCCAAAGUUCCCCCAAGUCCCCCCGCGCCCCCCCCCGAGCAGCAGGAGGAAGAGGAGGCCGUGGGGGGGGUCACAGCCAGCCCCCUGCCCACUGCUGGGGCUCAGCCAGGGCCUCCUCCUGAGCCCCCCCGCCCUGCGCCCCCCAAACUCAGCCAAGUGCCUCCUCCCACUGCCCUGAGCCCCCCCAGGUGCCCCCCCAGCCAGGAGCCCCCCCCUGGGCUGCCCCUCUCCAGGAAGCACCUCGAAGCCCCCCAGCCCUCCCCACAGAAGCAGCCGGAGCCCCGGGGCCGGGCAGGGGGCCCAGGGGCUGGGGGGGCCCGGGCCCCUCCCCGGGGGUCUCUCCAGUCAGAAUCCAGCUCGUCCAGCGAGGCUGAGGCCCCCCAGCCCCCCCCGGCCCCCCAGCGCUGCCAGCCCAACCACCGAGGUGAGGAGGGGUCCCGUGGGGUGCCCCCGCCUUUGGGGGUCCGGGGAGCCCCUCUCAUCACCCCCCCCCCUUCACUUUGUGUAGGGUCUGGGAACGAGUCCGAGAGCAACGACGAGUCCAUCCCGGAGCUGGAGGAGCCCGAGGGCUCGGAGCUUCCCCCUGCCCAGCCCCAGGUGCCCCUCGGCCACGCCCUCGGCCCCGGAGAGGAACUGCUCAGCAAAGCCAAGCAGAGCCGCAGCGAGAAGAAGGCCCGGAAGGCCAUGUCCAAGCUGGGGCUGCGGCAGAUCCACGGCGUCACCCGCAUCACCAUCCGCAAAUCCAAGAACAUACUGUUCGUCAUUUCCAAACCCGACGUCUUCAAGAGCCCUGCGUCCGACAUCUACAUAGUCUUUGGGGAGGCCAAGAUCGAGGACCUGUCCCAGCAAGUGCACAAGGCAGCGGCUGAGAAGUUCAAAGUGCCCCUGGAGCACUCAGCGCUGGUGACGGACACUGCACCUGCCCUGGCCAUCAAGGAGGAGAGCGAGGAGGAGGAGGAGGUGGAUGAGACAGGGCUGGAAGUGCGGGACAUUGAGCUGGUCAUGGCCCAGGCCAACGUGUCGCGUCCCAAAGCCGUGCGGGCCCUGCGGCACAACAACAACGACAUCGUCAAUGCCAUCAUGGAACUGACCAUGUAG